UCAUGGCAGUAAUCUUCAUCUUCAUACCAUAGCUAGAGAACAUACAAGUAAUCAUCUUUGAAAAAAAUAUGACUUCCAUAAUUAAGAACCUUUUUAGUAUUUAUAUGGUCUUUCAUCUUAUUUCGACCCUAGCUUGUGAAGCUAGAUCAUUACGUGUUACACCAAACUUUGUUCAAAGAAAAGGAACAGAAUUUAUGCUUAAUGGGUCACCUUUUUUAUUCAAUGGUUUUAAUUCUUAUUGGAUGAUGAACGUAGCUUCUGAUCCAAAUCAAAGAUAUAGAGUUUCCAAUGUGUUUCAAAAGGCUUCAGCUGCCGGUCUCACUAUAUGUCGUACAUGGGCAUUCAGUGAUGGUGGCAAUCAAUCUUUACAAAUAUCCCCUGGCCUAUACAAUGAGCAAAUGUUUCAGGCAUUGGAUUUCGUGAUAGGUGAAGCAAAGAAGAAUGGGGUGCGUUUGAUAUUGAGUUUGGUGAACAAUUAUAAGGAUUUUGGAGGAAGGCCUCAAUAUGUGGAGUGGGCUAAUAGUACUGGAAUUCCCGUCAAUAACGAUGAUGAUUUUUACACAAAUCAUGUUAUUAAGGGUUACUACAAAAAUCAUGUCAAAACAGUGUUGACGAGGAUAAACACAAUCACUAAAAUUGCUUAUAAAGAUGAACCAACCAUCAUGGCUUGGGAACUAAUCAAUGAACCACGUUGCCAAGUUGAUUACUCUGGAAAAAUCAUUAAUGAAUGGGUUAAGGAGAUGGCACCAUAUGUAAAAUCUAUUGACAAAAAACAUUUGUUAGAGGUUGGAUUGGAAGGAUUCUAUGGAGAUUCUAUUCCAGAUAGGAAACAAUAUAACCCUGGUUUUCAAGUUGGCUCUGAUUUUGUUAGUAACAAUCUCGUUAAGGACAUUGACUUCGGAACAAUCCAUGCAUAUCCUGAUAAUUGGUUAGCCGGACAAAAUGACACCAUGCAAAUGGAAUUUAUGCAAAGAUGGAUCACGAGUCAUUUGCAAGAUUCCAGAACCAUCUUGAAAAAACCAUUGGUGUUUACAGAAUUUGGGAUGUCGAAGAAUGACUCGGGGUAUAGUAUCGAAGCAAGAGAUUCAUUCAUGAAUACAGUUUAUUCAAGUAUAUAUAGUUUGGCGCAAAAUGGAGGGACAUUCGCCGGGGGAUUGGUUUGGCAACUUUUGGAUGAAGGAAUGGAUUCAUAUGACGAUGGAUAUGAAAUUGUUUUGACUCAAAAUCCUUCUACGAGCAGUGUUAUUAGUCAACAAUCUUCUAAAAUGAUUGCCCUUGAACAUACUUUGAGCAACAAACACUAAAUUUGAAGGACAUGUGAUCUCGAUCUCUUAAAAGAUUUCCUGCCUUUUUCUUGGCGUAAAUUUAUGUUGCUGACAUUAAAGCGUAGAUUUUGAUUAGAUACAAUUUAGAUUCUUUAUUUAUGUAAUUCAUUUCAUGUUAUUUAAGAAAAAGCACUGAUAUAUAAAUAAAUAUUCAAUGCAA
Medicago truncatula (barrel medic) is the source of this 1485-nucleotide messenger RNA. Its product is annotated as mannan endo-1,4-beta-mannosidase 5. The transcript has 5 exons. NCBI's taxonomy places the organism in Eukaryota, Viridiplantae, Streptophyta, Magnoliopsida, Fabales, Fabaceae. The record is from RefSeq and is a predicted model, not a curated record. The coding region runs from base 69 to 1304 and encodes 411 amino acids. Gene Ontology annotation, biological process: polysaccharide catabolic process. Gene Ontology annotation, molecular function: mannan endo-1,4-beta-mannosidase activity.